This is a messenger RNA of Rhinolophus ferrumequinum (greater horseshoe bat), 7715 nucleotides long. RefSeq names its product sushi domain containing 1 (gene SUSD1). The record is from RefSeq and is a predicted model, not a curated record. The transcript has 17 exons. NCBI's taxonomy places the organism in Eukaryota, Metazoa, Chordata, Mammalia, Chiroptera, Rhinolophidae. Gene Ontology annotation, molecular function: protein binding; calcium ion binding. Bases 355 to 2826 code for a protein of 823 amino acids.
GGUGCCUGGACUGGCGGCUUCUCGCCCUCUCACCUUGCCCUGGGACCUCUUGCUAAAAAGCUGGGGACCUCACCCCAGCUUUUUCACCUCUUCCUUUGCUACCCCACGGGUGCCUUCCUGAGCCCCCGACAGGCUUGGAUCCCGCAUUGGUUCCACACGCUUAGGGCAUGAUGGACGUUUCCUUCUAGCACAGUCCAGGACCCUCUGUUCAUUUGUGUCAUUAUCUGCUGGGCGACUGUCCCCCUUUCGGAUCGUAAGCACCAAGAGGGCCGGACCCUGUCUGCCCGCUGUGCGUCCCCAGUGCCCACCGCGCGCCUGGCAGGUGCACAAAUGAGUGAAAGAGCUUGUGAAUGAAUGAGCAUCUGCCUGGAGUACAGGCCCGGCCCCGCCGCCUCCCGGGGACCCCCGCGGUGUCCGCCGCUUCCCCGCUCGACGCCGGAAGCGGCCUGGCCGGCCCCCUCCCCGCAGCGCCCGCCGCCUUAUCUCGGCGCCUUGGGGCCGCAGGAGGAGUCGCGGGCGCGCCGGGAGGGACGCGGCAGCGGCGGCAUGGGCCGGGGGCCCCGGGGCGCGGGCCGCCCGCCUCGCCGCCUGCUGCCGCUCCUGCUGCUGCUCGGCCUGGCCCGCUGCGCGACCGGAGCGCCGGGGACGGACGGUUUAGACAUCUGUGCCACUUGUCAUGAACACGCUACCUGCAAACAAAGAGAAGGGAAGAAGAUGUGUAUUUGCAAGUAUGGAUUUGUGGGCAACGGGAGGAUUAAAUGUGUCGAUAAAAAUGAGUGCCAGUUUGGGGCCACUGUGGUCUGUGGGAACCACACAUCUUGCCACAACACACCUGGAGGCUUUUAUUGCAUUUGCCUAGAAGGAUAUCGAGCCACAAACAACAACAAGACAUUCAUUCCCAAUGAUGGCACCUUUUGCACAGACAUAGAUGAGUGUGAGGUUUCCGGCCUGUGUAGGCAAGGAGGGCGGUGUGUGAACACUCAUGGAAGCUUUGAAUGCUACUGUAUGGAUGGAUACUUGCCAAAGAGUGGGCCUGAGCCUUUCCACCCAACCAGAGAUGCCACAUCAUGCACAGGUGGGUUUCUGCCAAAGAAGGCAACCUGGGAAGAAAUAGACUGUGGUACCCCUCCUGAGGUCCCAGAUGGCUAUAUCAUAGGCAAUUAUACCUCUAGGCUUGGCAGCCAGGUUCGUUAUGCUUGCAAAGAAGGAUUUUUCAGUGGCCCGGAAGAUACAGUUUCAAGCUGCACAGCCGUGGGCACAUGGGAGUCCCCAAAAUUAAGCUGCCAAGAGAUCAACUGUGGCCGCCCUCCGGAAAUGCAACAUGCAGUCCUGGUGGGGAAUCACAGCUCCGGCCUCGGCAGUGUGGCUCACUAUGUCUGUCAAGAGGGCUUUGAGAGCCCUGGAGGAAAGAUCACUUCCAUUUGCACAGAGAAAGGCACCUGGAAAGAAAGUACUUUGACAUGCACAGAAAUAAUUACAGAAAUUAAUGAUGUAUCAGUGUUUAAUAACACCUGUGUGAGGUGGGAAAUAAACCCAGGAAGAAGAAACAACCAGGUCAUAUAUGUGAUACACAUAAAGGGACACCGGGCAGACCAGAUGGAAUCAGUUCAUGAGGAGACAGUCAACCUGACCACAGACAACAGGACCCCAGAAGUGUGCCUCGAUCUGUACCAAGGCACCAACUACACCGUGAGCAUUUCCACCGCCCCUCCCGGACGCUCUGUGCCAGCCAUCAUUGGGUUCCAAACAGCUGAAGAUGAUCUCUUAGAAGAUGAUGGAAUUUUCAAUAUUUCAAUAUUUAACGAAGCUUGUUUGAAAUUGAACAGGCAUUCUAGGAAAGUUGGAUCAGAACAGAUGUACCAAGUUCAAGUUUUAGGUCAAAGGUGGUAUCUGAAUGAUUUUUAUCACGCAGCAUCAUUUAACUUCACGACGCGGGAACAAACUUCAGUAGUGUGUUUAGAUCUGUACCCGGCAACGGAUUACACAGUGAAUAUCACCCUCCUGGGAUCUCCUGAGCAUCACUCUGAGCAAAUAAGGAUAACAACUGCACUGGCAGUAGAACAGAUUAUUGGUAACAUUUCAGUAUUUAAUGAAACCUGCUUAAGAUGGAGAAGUACGAAGACCGCUGGUGUAGAGGAGAUGUAUUUAUUGCACAUUCGGGGCCUGAGAUGGUAUCAAAAGGAAUUUGCCCAGGAAAUGAUCUUUAACAUCACUACCAGCAGCCAGGCUCCUGAGAUGUGCUUGGACCUGCGUCCGGGUACCAACUACAGUGUCAGUGUCCAGGCUUUGUCUUCUGUACUUCCCGUGGUCAUCUCCCUGACAACCCAGAUAACAGAGCCUCCCCUUCCGGAAGUAGACUUUCUCUCAGUACAUGGAGGGCCUCUACCACGCCUAAAACUGAGGAAAGCCAAGGAGAAAAAUGGACCGAUCAGUUCAUAUCAGGUGUUAGUGGUUCCCCUGGCCCUCCAAAGCACAUUUUCUUGUGAUUCUGAAGGGGCUACCUCAUUCUUUAGCAACACUUCUGAUGCUGAUGGAUAUGUGGCUGCAGAACUACUGGCCAAAGAUGUCCCCAAUGAUGCCAUGGAGAUAGCUGUUGGAGACAGGCUGUAUUACGGGAAAUACUAUAAUGCACCCUUGAAAACAGGAAAUGAUUAUUGCAUCAUAUUACGAAUCACAAGUGAAUGGAAUAAGGUGAGAAGAUGCUCCUGUGCGGUUUGGGCUCAGGUGAAAGAUUCGUCGCUCACGCUGCAGCAGAUGGUGGGCGUUGGGCUGGCCUCCAUGGCUGUCGUGAUUGUGCUCGCGUUCCUCUCCUUCCUAGCAGUGUGAUUGCAGAUGGGCGCUACGUGGGGACGAGGCACUGCUGCUGGGGCAGGUGUUAGCACAGCUCCUCGAGUGCCGGCACAGAGGCCCCAUGUGGCUUCCAUCCAGGUGUGUGUGUGCCUCCCAAAUUUCUCCAUUGCCCGCUUGGCCCCAUUCCUGGAUUCAAGAUGGUGACUAUUGCUGUGGAGUCCCCCAAAAGGAGGAAACUAAGGAAUUGCUGUCUUCCCUGCUACACGACCAGUUCUGUGUCUAUGAACUUGAGACCCUUGAUAUACAACGUAAUAUUCACCACAGGCUACAGAUCAUGUGGGCAGUGCCUGCCUCUUCCUCUGAGUGAUGCCUGAGAGUCGGCUCCCCUAGACAUUGAAUGCGAGAAAGUCUGCGUCUUCCUCUAUAACAUCUCUGAUAAUUUAUUAAGAAUCCAUUCUUUUACAGUAAGCAAUGAGAUGGGCUUAAGUUUGGGCUAAAAUUUGACUUUCUGAAGGAGAUCAUUGAAAAGCAUAGAGAACAUCGACAUGAGCCAACUUGUCAAACACUUUAGAAGCAGUUCUUUUCCUAGAAUUAAUUGACAUCUAAUUAGAAAGUAUACUAGCCUGGCCACGCCAGUAAGUUCCCUGCAAUGUCUGUUUGAUACAGCUCCAUUUGUCUUCUAUGUAAUGUAUUCAAAACCAUAAGUCUUCAUUCCAGUAGAAAUAGUCUGUGAAUUUAGACAGUUCUUUUCUUGCAUAUGAAUGUUCAUAGCAGCCUUGGUUGAUUUUUGUUAUUAGUGAGGGUCUCGUAAAAAUGCUCUGCACCUCCCUUUAGAUUCAGUGGCCAUGUAGCAACAAUGGGUUGAAAGAGUAUCAAGCCCAUGGCCAGAGUCAGUGUGUUCGCAGGGAAGGGGGAACAAUGUGGGUGCCGUGAUCAUUCCUUUUAUCUACAGCCUCAAUAACCAUGACUAACCUUAUCAUGAACCAUGACACAUUAGAUAGAAGCAGUCCUGGGCCUACCCUCAAUAUGCUGAAUUGACAGAUGCAGUGUAGGACCUUUGACUUUUAUGGCCUGAAUGAGUAUUCUUUAACUUUCCUCCCCAACUGACCGUGUAACGCCAAGGCUCAGUAAAACCCAAAUGGAGGAGAAAGACAGAGGCUUGUGCUUUCUCUAAGUAACCGCGGUCUCUCCUCCUCCUCCCUCCUUCCCGCCCUUUCCAGGCCUGAAGAGUAAAACGCGUGGGGGAGGAAAAGGAGGAUAGUUAUACUGCACAACCUCAGGGUGCAGCCUAUGUAACGUGGUCCUGAAAUAAUGCAAUGUUGCAGUCCUGAGAAAAAGGGACCACCUUUCCGACGUGGUGGGCUGCCCUGUUCUCCACCAGCUUACGGGGCAUGGAUGCGGGACAGAUUUGAGUAGGCUGCGCUUGCGGGCAGAUGAGGAGACAGUAGCAACUAUAGGAACAGAUGGAAAUGUCCAUGAAGUUGCUCUGCCCUGAGGGUUCCGGCCCGAAGUGUAUCCAUCACUUGGGAAGAGUCAGAGAAAGGGACGUAAUAUCCUGACACUUGGGUGUUCAAUGCCAGCUGUCAGCCCCCGGCCCUUGCCCAUAUCAGGCAGUGUGCACAAUAAUUGCGCUUUGUCCUCUGCAACUUAGAGUACAACUUCCAAUCAGCAUUUAGAACCCUUCUUGCUCUCAUCUCAGGUUGAAUUAUAGAGUAGAGCUCUCAGUGAACUAAUACAAAUAGUUUUCUAUUUCUCAUUUUUAUCUGCAGCCAUUCAAACUCAUACUAUUCUCACAGCUCUUGAAUUAAAUUCGGAAUCAUUACAAAUCACUGUGAUUACUAUAGGGUAGGGUCUCUGAUGAGUAAGGCUUUUCCUCAAAGCCUCCUCUAUCCAAAGAGAGAAUUUGAGCCUCCCCACCCUACUAUUAUUUUUUAUAAUUCUGUAAACACUAUACGUGUCUAUAGCCCCUCCCCACCCAAAUUCCAGCUCUAGAAUUAACUGCCAGAGAAGCUACAGUUGUCCACAUGGGAACUUAGCAUAAUUGUCUUUGAAAGGAAGAAAUCUCACUUGCUUAGCAUCAAAGUUUCUGGUUGAAAUAACUGACUAAACAUUAAGUAAAAUGUACUUCUGAGUAGGGUGCAGAAAUGUAAAAGCAGUUCAUGAGAGAGUACUGAAAUAGCAAAAAUAAGGACUUUGAAACGUCCUCCAAAUGUUCCAAACAAUAAUGGAGAGUUGCUCAGUGUUAAUCCUUAAAGAAGCAGGUGCUGAGUAUUUGCAAAAAGGAUGUGCCAUUUUUCUACAGUUCUUUUCUAAUAGUUUUCUGAUAAACAUGAAGACAGCUUUAAGUUUUCUAAAUUCACCUAGUAGCUUUACCACAAUACUGUUCUUUUUUUUUUUUCCCCCUCAAGUGGAUUCCUGGUUAAGGGGGAGGGGCCUCAGGAAAUUGAUAGGGGGUCUUCCUGGGAGAAUGUGGGGUCCUUCUGUUGAAGGACUAGUCAGGUAGCACCGAGUGGGGUUAUGAGUACCAGUAAAUAAAGCCAGAUCCUAAUGUGGAGAUGGAGGAGGGAUCUCCCCUAUUAGCUGUCUUGGGGACAGCGUGUAGAGGUGAGCACUGAUAUCCAUUCAUUGGCUUCCUUCUAGACCAAGACUCAAAACUGGGGGGAGGGAGGGUUCCCUGACAUGGAGCAGAUUGUUCCUGGCCUCUGUGUGUGUGUGUGUGUGUGUGUGUGUGUGUGUGUGUCCGUGCCCUCAUGUUUUUUAUUUAUCUGCGCCAUAGUUUUUGUUUAUACAUGUUCUUUCUUUCCAUCUUCACAACAGUUCUGUGUAGUGGCAAGGUUAGGGGUUAUUGUUUUCCCUGUUUCAGAUUGGAGAAAUGGGUUCAGAAGGACACAUGACUUGAAUUGUGGGUCCAAGUUUUCUGACUGAAAGUCUAGUUCUCAUUCCUGGGAUUUAAUAGGCCUUGAGCUAAUUUUUGGACAGCCCUUUUGGUUCUUGGGCGAGUCAGGCUUUUACCUAUCCAAACUAUAUCUCUAUAUAUCUUACCUAUAUCGUCUAUAUCUAUCUAUGUUUAACCAGUGCCUUUACUAUUAUACAUGUCUUUUUAUACCUAUCUUUUCACUAGAAGGUACUCCCCGCCAUCACUUCUAGAAGGGGCCACAAAUGACCAAACAGAUGGAGGUUAAUUAGGAAAAAGGUAAUAGUACACUUCUGACUCAAGACCUGAAAUUGCAGCUGGGCACUUAAAACCAGAACAGAAGUGAUUAUCUUGAAAUUCCACAUUAGCUUGGGAUACAAUUAAUUUUUAAAUUGAUUUUAAAGAAAGUAAAUAAGAACUCUCAAUGCUCCCUUUUUAUUGCUUAUUUCACAUUCUGAUUUUCUAAACCUUCUUCUAUUUUUCCAUUCUGUUGAUCUAAGAGAAAACCAGUAGUAGGCAAUCAAAUAGUGUUUUAAGGAACUUUUGCCUACUCCAACCAUUGUUGGUUAAAAUGAAGUGCCUGAUUAUGGUGAGGAAAGAAGGUGUGGCUUUUUCUAUGCCCAAGUUUGUGCAUGGGUGAUACAAUGAAGCAAAUCAAUUAAAAAAGAGUGUAUACUCAUUGUUUGGGGGGCGGAGAAAGAGAGAAGGAGUAGUGGAUGAAUCAUUUUGGUGGUGGUGGUGGUGUGUGUGUAUGUGUGUGUGCGCGCGCACAAGUGUAUCUAUACUUUUUUGGCACACCCCCCUUUUUUUUAAUCUAAAUUGAGUCAAAUAUGCAUGUAGUUUGUAACAUGUUUCUUUCAUUCACGAACAUAUCCUGGACAUAGUUUGAUAAUAAUAAUUGCAUUGAAAGUUUGUAUCAUAAUUUAUUUAACCAGUACUCCAUUGUGCAUUUAGAAUGUUUCCGAUGUUUACUGUCUUUAUACAAGUCUGCAUAGUUGUAUGCAGUUAUCACUUAGGCUGAAUUUCUAAAAGUGAAAUUGUUGGAAUGAAAACCACUAUAUACAUUUUAUAUUUACUACAUAUUGUCAGAGAAAUGUCACACAAAGUUUAUACCAGCUUAUACUCACCAACAGAAAGCCUCAACACUACUGGACAUUGUUGAUAUCUUUAACUUUGAUUAAUCUGGUAGGUGAAAAAUGAUGUUUCAGUGUAUUGUUUGCAUUUCUCUAUUUUGCAGGUUGAUUAGUCAUUUGUAAUUCUGUCUUGGCGAAUUGCCUUUUUUCUCAGUACUUGGCUUGUUUGUCUUUUAUUGAUUUGAAAAAAUUCUUUGUAUCAAAAUAAUUUUCUUAACUGUCAUAUAUUUUGUAAACAAAUUUUCUAGUGUAUCAUUUCCCUUGGCCUGUUUGUAUCAUACAUUGCCACACAAAAACUUUAUAUUUGUAUUGUCAAAUUUAUCAGUCUUUUUCCUUAUGUAUUUUGCGUUUGGUGCCAUGCUUAGAAGUAUUUCCAAACUCAAUGUAAUAAAUAUAAUUCAUCAGUUUUAAAAAACUUUUAAAUAUUUAAUCCAUCUGAAAUUUAUUUUAGUAUAAUGAGUGACAUUGGGAGGAUUUUUUUUAAGUUAAAGUUUAUUGGGGUGACAAUUGUUAGUAAAGUUACAUAGGUUUCAGGUGUACAAUUGGGGGGGAUCUUUUUGUAUUGUUUAGCCAGUUGUCCUAUUAAUAUUCUUCGACUGUUAUUUUUCCCCCUAGUGAUUUGAAUCAUAUACUGAGUCAUAUACUAAAGUCUAUUUCUGAACUUUAUCUUUUGUUCUAUUGAUCUAUUUCUGUGCCAAUACCAAUUGCUAUAACUGUAGAAUAAGUUUUUUUAUACCAAGUAAAAGUAAGUUUCUACUUUUUUUCUGUUAAUUCUCAGAGUGUUCUCAGCUUUUAUUAUAUAUUCAUUAAUGUAUACAUAUUUAUUAUAAAUAAGCUAAAGAAUUAUUUGGUCAAGUUACCCCCAAAAUCUUAAUAUU